UGCAGUGAAAACAAGGGCCCCGUUUAUCUUUUAGGCACCGUGAAUGCCCCGCUUUCCAAUUCCUAUAUAAGACGAGAAAAGUUCAUAUUGACCAAAUAUCCGAACUUCACCUUUCUCGUCAGCUUCAAUCCUUCUCCGUUCGGAUUACUUGCAACUAUGCUGUUUUACAGGGCUGUCGGCGGACUUCUGUGUCUCCUGGAUGUCUGUGUGACGGUGUCCGCGUUCACGUGUGCGUAUCCGCCCCUUAUCCACGCGACGAGAGACGACCUUGCUGGUGACAUUCGGGCGAAUUGCUAUUCUAGUGUUGAUUUGGUUAAGGCGUAUGUUGCCCGGAUCAAUGAGGUCAAUUCUACUCUUCGCCCGAUCCUGGAGGUUAACCCGGAUGCAUUGCGUGAUGCCGAGGUGUUGGAUGGGGAGAGACAGGAUGGUUCUAGUCGGGGAGAGCUGCAUGGUAUGCCGAUUCUGGUCAAGGAUAGUAUUGGAACGGCGGGUAAGAUGCAGACGACAGCCGGCUCUUAUUCGCUCUAUGGUUCUCGAGUGCGUGAGGAUGCUACUGUCGUGAGGAGACUCAAGGAUUAUGGAGCCAUCAUCCUCGGAAAGACGAGUAUGUCGGAGUGGAUGAAUUUCCGUUCGUCGAAUACGUCCAGUGGCUGGAGUCCUAGGGGCGGACAAACGCUGGGAGCUUAUCAUCCGAUGCAGGACCCCGAAGGAAGCUCAAGUGGUAGCGCUGUGGCAGUUGAUCUCGGGCUGGCUAUGGCAGCUCUUGGAACGGAAACAAUGGGAAGCAUACUAUUUCCCAGCGGGGUGAACAACAUUGUCGGAAUCAAGCCAACAGUCGGCCUUACUUCACGCUACGGCGUCAUCCCUAUCAGCGAGCGUGAAGACACCAUUGGCCCAAUGGCUCGGACCGUCAGAGAUGCAGCGUGGGUUCUGGAGGCGAUUGCAGGCAGAGAUGAGAGGGAUAACUACACACUUGCUUCACCUUACCCAUCUGUCCCCUCCUAUGCCAAUGCCUGCCAGUUGGACGGGCUACAGGGGAAGAGGAUUGGUAUCCCACGGAAUGUCCUAGCCUCCUUAGCUAUGGGAUCACAGGGCCCCGCAGUUCUCUCCGCAUUUGAAGCCGCCGUAGCUAUACUCACUCAGGCGGGUGCUACUAUUGUGCAGGAUGCGAACUUCACAGCUUGGGAGGAGUUUCCCAAUAGCAAGAGCGUAAUACAGGUUCUUAAUGCUGAUUUCAUCUCCAAUAUCGAGAGUUAUCUCUCUAAGCUGGAGACCAAUCCGAAUAGCAUACACACCCUACAGGAUCUCAGAACAUACACACAGAGUGACCCGCGAGAGGAGUACCCAAGACGUGACACAACCCAGUGGGAUAUAGCACUCGCCGUUGGAAUCAACAACACGUCUCCGGAAUUCUGGCUAAUGUGCCAGAAUAAUCUCCGCCUAGGAGGCGAAGGAGGUGUGCUGGGGGCUCUUACGCGCCACAAGCUCGAUGCUGUCAUUCUUCCUACAUCGCUGGCUGCCUACGUCCCAUCAGUCGUCGGUACGCCGGUCAUCACAGUCCCGCUUGGGGCAUAUCCGAAUGGGACGAGAACCGUAUACAAUAAGUUCGGCAAUUUGGUUCAGGUGGCCGAGAACAUUCCUUUCGGAAUAAGCUUUCUGGGGGCACACUGGAGUGAGAGGACGCUGAUAGGGAUGGCUUAUGCAUUUGAGCAACGGACCCUAUUCAGACAGAAGCUCAGGCACUACAUCGAGCCACAUACUGAGAUUGUGGGGCGACUAGAAGGCGGGGACGAUGGGUUCGAAUGCUCUCGUUCGAUGGCUCCAUAUAAACUCGGCAAAACGACCGACAUCUCAAGAUGGCGGAACUGCCUCUCUUUCAACCCGUUGAACCCCUAUCGCUUAGAAAUGGGACACAUCGAAGAUACUUGCGCCUCCUUGCGCGCCCAGAUCGCCGCCACCGAAGCACAGCUAGCCGGGCUGAAACGCGAACUCGAGAGCGCUGAGCAAGCGGCUAUUAAGGCCAGGACGCAGGACGCCCCAAACCCUACCACUACGGCCAGCACCCAAAGUAGCGAAAAGAGAAAGUGGCCGCUCCUGGACGAGGAAUAUCGACGCUAUGGAAGACAGAUGAUCGUGCCGCAGGUGGGGUUACAGGGUCAACUGAAACUUCGAUCUGCGAAGGUUUUGAUUGUCGGAGCGGGCGGCUUGGGAUGUCCGGCCGCGCAGUAUCUCGCCGGGGCUGGGGUGGGCACACUGGGACUCGUGGAUGGGGAUACGGUGGAAUCUUCGAACCUUCAUCGGCAGGUGCUACAUCGGAGCAAGAAUGUUGGAAAGUUCAAGGUGGAUAGUGCGAUUGAGUCUUUGCGCGAUUUGAACCCUCACCCAACUUACAUAGCACACCGAGCGCAUCUAGCGCCCCAAGAUGCGGCGGAUAUUUUCAAGAACUACGAUCUCAUCCUUGACUGUACGGAUAACCCCGCGACACGUUACCUGAUCUCGGAUACGGCGGUUCUGCUUGGGAAGCCAUUGGUUUCGGCUUCUGCUCUGCGGACGGAAGGCCAGCUGAUGGUGCUAAAUAACCCUCCCCGACCGGCAGGAGAUAAGACCGGAGGCCCAUGCUAUCGAUGUGUUUUUCCUCGGCCGCCUCCGGCAAAUAGCAUUCUGAGCUGUGCGGAUGGUGGCAUUAUUGGUCCGGUUGUUGGUACAAUGGGAGUACUGCAGGCGGUAGAGGCAAUCAAGGUGAUUACAGCUGCGGACGAGGAAGUUAAGCCUCCAUCGCUACAUAUCUUUUCGGCCUAUUCGUCCCCGUUAUUCCGAACCAUUAAACUGCGUUCGCGCCGACCGAACUGUGCGGUGUGCUCUGCUGAGGCUAGCGUGACGUUGGAAACCGUCAAGUCAGGGUCGACCGACUAUGUUUUCUUCUGUGGAAGUGUCAGCCCAGAGAAGCUGUUGCUCCCGGAAGAGCGCAUCUCGCCGCUGGAAUAUCAGACGAAGCAUCCGCUGGCAGACUCCACUGAGGCCAUCGAAACGGUCAGCAAGGGACCCACAAUCAUUGAUGUUCGGGAGAAGGUUCAAUUCGACAUCUGCAGCUUGGAAAAUAGUAUCAAUAUCCCCAUCUCGUCUAUCCUGUCGUCGACGACGAAAGCCGCCCAGAAUGGCGAAGUAGCCAAUGGAUCGAAUCCACUGCCCCCGUGGCUGCCAGCAGAUAUCGCCUCUUCGGACUCCAUCGAUCCGAUCUAUGUGGUGUGUCGACUCGGAAACGAUUCCCAGAUCGCAGUCAAACGACUGAAGGAGCUGGGUCUGGACCGCGGAGGCGAAAGAGUCGUGGCGGAUAUUCGGGGUGGAUUGCGCGCCUGGCGCGAACAGGUUGACCCCGAGUGGCCCGAAUAUUAA
Messenger RNA from Aspergillus bombycis, 3393 nucleotides. RefSeq names its product putative molybdenum cofactor biosynthetic protein (CnxF). Gene Ontology annotation, molecular function: adenylyltransferase activity; ubiquitin-like modifier activating enzyme activity; sulfurtransferase activity. Gene Ontology annotation, cellular component: cytosol. The record is from RefSeq and is a predicted model, not a curated record. The annotation marks the transcript as partial. Gene Ontology annotation, biological process: tRNA wobble position uridine thiolation. The transcript has 9 exons. Lineage: Eukaryota; Fungi; Ascomycota; Eurotiomycetes; Eurotiales; Aspergillaceae.